Molecule: messenger RNA, 8159 nt
Organism: Pseudophryne corroboree (corroboree frog)
Lineage: Eukaryota; Metazoa; Chordata; Amphibia; Anura; Myobatrachidae
Gene: ANKRD12
Product: ankyrin repeat domain 12
Exons: 14
Coding region: 933-7034 (2033 amino acids)
Cellular component (GO): nucleoplasm
Molecular function (GO): protein binding
Source: RefSeq, a predicted model, not a curated record
UCCCCCACCCGCCUUCCUCUCGGCACUGCGCAUGCGCACCUGCCCUCCGGAGGACAAUACUCGCUGCGCCAUCACAAUACUGGAGACAAUCACAACAAUGGCAUCGCUCACAUCAACCUUCGCAGACAACAGCCAUACACGGACAAUUCGGGAGGAGCCCAGGGUCCCCGCUGCAGAAGCCCACCACCACCGCCGCCACCCGCUCACGUCUCCAGGCCGGGCGCUCGCUCUCCUCGGUUUCCAGAACCUUCUUCUAUGCGCAGCCAUGCCCGGCUGAUGUCACUAACCCAGUAACCAAUCACAGGGCGCAGGUCUGUUUCCAACUGCCAGCUUGCACGGACUGGAUCCGCCUUCCCCGUGACGUAUGUUGGGGGCGGGGCGCAGCGCAGCGCGUACACAGUGCCGCUGGGGUUAUAUUACACACAGCGGCGGCACUGUCCGUGUAUGAUGCGUGUCACUAGCUACAUCUGAUGUGUGCGGUGUAUGUGCUCAGUGCUAACACGGCUGCUGCGGGCGGGGCUGCACGGAGCAGCACAAGCAUCCCCUGUGACACAGAGAUGGCCCACACACAGCACUCCGUGCUCGCAGCAGCCGCUAUGUAUUCAACUGCGGACUGUGAGUGACAGCUCCCGCACACCACGCCCCCUGUCGGCCUGGGGUCACGUGGGCUCAGUAGCCGCGUCCAAUCCGGUCCAGGUAGCUGAGGGCUGUGUGCUGGGGAGGAGGAGAGCGUGUAGUGAGGGGGAGGGCGGCGGAGAGACAGAGAGGGAAGAAGAGGGGUGUGAGCGCUGCCGAGGUGGACUGAUCGCCCCGCUCCCAGCCGUGCACCCCGGUAACAACGGCCAGCUGACGCGGGAAGAGCCGGAGAGUAACAGCACUGCAGCAGGCUUGCUGUACUUGAGUGCACUGAAAGACCAUGGGUGGAACGCAUCAUGGCCGGCUAUUGGAACGCAUACAGACGUUCCUAUGGUAACGGCAGAGCGACUCCCGGAAGUGCGUCAGUGGAUGCGUCUCCGGCCGGCGGCCCUGGGGAGCGGAAUGGCGGCAUGGGGAGGAGAUCACUGCGGGCUGCGGGGUAUAAGGGGGCACAUAAUGAUCAAGCUGUUUGGGUCUGGAAACUGAUUAAUAAGAUGCCAAAAACAUUGUCAAUGAAAGUAAUUCCAAGUGAGAAUUCUGACAGUGACUGCAACAUCAUGGUCGAGAAACCCACUGGACGAAAGAAUAAAGAAAAGAUCACGUCGUUUGCCCGAACUCCUAAAUUGGGUCGGAGUGAGGUUGGUAAAGAAAUGAAAGAGAAGUCCUCUAUGAAACGAAAACUUCCCUUCACGAUCAGCCCACCUAGAGAUGAGGAAAGAGACUCUGAUACAGAUUCUGAAGCAGGACAUACAAGUGAAAACUGGGGUGAGCGAUUAACUCCUUCUUACAGCACAUAUGCAGAUAAAGAAGGGCCUGAGAAAAAGAAAGUGAAGAGAGAGGCUGGAAGUAAGAAAUCUACUCCUGUUAACAUUCUCUUUGGUUACCCGUUAUCUGAGCGCAAACAGAUGGCUCUCCUCAUGCAGAUGACUGCUAGAGACAACAGCCCAGAUUCAACCCCAAAUCAUCCUUCUCAGGCAACACCAACCCAGAAAAAAACUCCAUCGUCUUCCACAAGACAGAAAGACAAGGUUAAUAAAAGAAAUGAACGUGGAGAAACCCCGCUGCACAUGGCAGCUAUACGAGGAGACCUAGGCCAAGUGAAAGAGCUUAUCCGCCUAGGUGCAAAUGUCAAUGUUAAGGACUUUGCAGGUUGGACACCUCUACAUGAAGCUUGUAAUAUGGGAUUUUAUGAGGUUGCUAAAAUGUUGAUUGCAGCUGGAGCAGAUGUAAAUACCCAGGGACUGGAAGAUGAUACUCCGCUCCAUGAUGCAGCCAGUAGCGGGCACAGAAAUAUUGUGAAGCUGCUUCUUCGACAUGGUGGCAAUGCGUUCCAGGCCAACAAGCACGGCUCCCGUCCCAUUGAUAUGGCUGAGACAGAGGAACUAGAGCAACUACUGAAGAGUGAAGUUCCCAUUUCUGAUGAUGACGAUAGUUAUGCAGACUCUGAAGAGCCGCAGUUCACCAACAUGUCCAGUGUGGAUGAAAACUUAGAUUCAGAGGGUGACAAAGAGUCUCUCAUCGGUGAAAGCAAACAUGUAGCCAUCAAAGGAAUGCCUUGCACUUCAGGGCUUGAUGAAUAUGAAUUUAAAGAUGAAGAGGAGGAGGAAGAUGAUGAUGAUGAUGAUGAAGAAGAUACGGAAAUCAGCAAAAUGCUGAAAGACAAGCAUAUGCUCAGGAAUGACAUUAAAAAAGAGAACACUGAAGGAAAUGAUAACUUCUUUGUUAAGAAAGAAAAGAUUGAUUUUCCAAAAUUGUACAAAACCAGGAAAUCAAAACCUUCCCGAUUGUUAUUCACAAGCUCUGAUAGUUCAGAUGACGAUUUGCCUUCUGAGAAAGUGGGGCUGAUAUCGGAAAGCAUAAAUACUGAUAUCAGACUUAAAAAAGAGUACAAUGUUUUACAUGAACAGAAGGAGAAGGGUAAAGUUAAAAGGAAGCUGAAGAACCAGAGCAAAAACAAGGAGAACAAAGAAUUAAAGCCAGAAAAAGAAAAGAAGGAAAAUGUGAAAGUUGUAAGCAUAGCGAGUUCUGCUUUAGAUUCAUUAGAGAAAACCAGAGAUGAAGAUAUGUUUCGAAAAUCUUUGUGCACAAAGGAGGAAGGGUCAUUACAUUUAUUUCAGCUCACUCCUGGUAAAUCUCCCAAACACACUUAUUCUUCUGUGGAUAAGCAAUCAACACCUCUGAAACAAGAAAACACUAAGAUGUGUGUUUCGCCACCCGGAGGUUCGGAGUCCUCAUUACAAGCGGAGUUAUUUCGUUUUGAUCAGAGCCUUGAUUCAGAGUAUGCGCUGGAAAAUUCUAGUUCCACGUUUUCCAAAUACAAAGAAAAAAGUAAGCACCUGAAAGACUUUUUUAUUGAGCAUGGGGAGAGGGUUACCUCAAAGUGCAAAGAAGACAGCAAGAGUCCAUCAUUUGAGAUAUCUGAAUGUACUGCAAAAAAAUCAGACCGGGAAGGAAAGGUAGUCAAAAAGCACAAAGUAAGACAUAAAGAGAGGGACAAAGACAGGCUUAAAAAAGAACCAGAUGCGGAGAAAGAUAAAAUGAAGCAUAAGGACAAUAGUAAAAAUACUCAAAUCAAUAUUGAGUUUGACAGAGAAUUCUGGAAGGAAAACUUUUUUAAAAGUGAUGAAAAUGAAGAGUUGUUGAGCAUGGAAUCAAAAAACACAUCAGUAGAGAAAAAAGCCAAGCUGGAUAAAACACCAACAAAAGAAGAUAAAUCAAGAGAAAAUCAUGACCACAAAGAAAGUUCUAAAAAUGAGAAUGAAGAGAGUGUAAAAAAAGAACGAGACUGUAAUAUUUUUUUCCCUGAGAAAGAAGUUGUAUUCUUGUCUAACGUACUUAUUAAAGAGGACAAUUCACGCAUGGAAAAAGAUGAUGAACCAGAAUUUUUUUUUAAAGAUGUCCGGGAAAAGACUGACAAAAGAUUGGCAUUGAAAGAGAAGGACAUAGAAAAACUGGAUAAGAAAAGUAUAGACAAAGAGAAAAAAACAAAACAAGAUCAUAAAUCAGAAAGGGAAAAAACUGAAAUACAUGAGUUUGCAGAAAAAUGCAAAACACAUUUGCAACCUGUACAAAAAGAAAAUGACAAAAUCAGAAAUGCAUCAGCCAACAAAGAAAAGUCCAAAGAUAAGCUUGAGAAAAAGGUUGAAAAAAAUGAGAAAGAUAAACAUCUCAGUGAGCAGAAAGUUUGUUUAGAUAAAAAAGUUAAAACAUUUGAUAAGGAUCUGGAAACAAGUAAAAUGGACAAGUCAAAACGCAGGGAACGUGACUACCGAAAAAAGGAAAAACCUAAAGAAGGAGACUAUAUUGCUGGAACGAGUAUGAAGCAUAGUCAGGAGGAUCGAAAACAGAAUAACAUAGAAAAUAACAAAAUACUGCAUGAACGACUGUCAAUAGUAAAGGAAAAACCCAAAGAAGAGCAACAGAAAAUUAUGGAAUGCAAAGAAAAAGAUCGGAAAGACAAAGAAAAAGACAUUGAUCGAUAUAAAGAGCGCGACAAACAUAAGGAUAAAACACAAACAAAUAUAUUGAAGGGGAAACCAAAAGAAAUUGAAACUGAAAAAUGUAAACCCAAGUUACAGUUAGUAAAAGAUGCUCGGCCGAAAGAAAAAAGAUUGGUUAAUGAUGACCUUAUGCAGACUAGUUUUGAACGAAUGCUAAGCCUCAAAGAUCUAGAAAUUGAACAGUGGCAUAAAAAGCAUAAAGAAAAAAUAAAACAAAAGGAAAAAGAGAGGCUAAAACAUCGGAACAGUGCAGAACUAAGUAAAAUAAAGGAAAAAGAAAAACUUAGGAACUCACUGACUCCAUCUAAAAACAAGGAGUUGAUGAGAUCCAAAAGUUCAGAGUUGUCAGAUGUCUAUACAAAAGAAAAAUUAUUAAAGGAUGCCACAAGCUGCAGAUCACAAUCAGUUGACGGAAAAAAUUUGACACAAGCUGGAAAGACACUCUUAAUUUUAGAGAAUAAUAGCAUAGCAAGGUCUCCUCGGUCGGAGAGUGAAAAAACUGGUCUAAGUUCUCGAUCAAUAUCAAUGAUUUCAGUAGCCAGUUCUGAAGAUUCUUGCCAUGCUACUGUGACAACGCCAAGGCCUACAACUGAAUACGAUUCAGACUUUGCACUUGAAGGUUCUGACUCUCAAAUGUCUUUCUCCCAGUCACCAUUUUUACCGAGUGCCAAGUCACCGGCAAUUCAUGACAGAGAGUUAGACAGUCUUACUGAGCAACCUGAUCGUGUUAAACCACCUUUGACAAAUAGACUUCUUCCAAAUUAUCUCAGGUCAGUCUCUGCGGAAGAUGGUGAAUGCAGACUAUCUGUAGAAUCAAGAAUAAAAUCCUCCUCAGGAUCUGAAAGCACUUUACAAGAAUUGACAUCAGCUGUCCUACCAAUGCCAAACAGUUGUAUAUCUCCAAAACUAGAAGUAUUGUCCAUUACAGAGAGAGAUUUGUAUAGUACUGUCUCAAAUUGUCAUUUGAACAGCAAAAAAUCUUUAUCUUUUAGUAAGCAUAGUGUAGAUUCGAAUGUAUUAAACCAAGAACAACAGUCUUCUUCUGAAGUAACCCCUCUACAAACUAGCACAGAAAGUUCUGUCUGUCAACUAGAAAUGUCUUCACCUUUGGAUUCAGGGCCUGCUAAGGUAGUUUGUACUGAACAGGAAUCUGCCAAUUCCACUGAUGUUGCUAAUGAAGUAUCUCAGGAACUGCUCUCUUCUAAGCAGGAAAACCUAAAAACUGACUCGCAUGAUAUCUGCAUUUUGCCUUCUCCCACAUCAUGUGACAGUGAUAUAAAUAAGGCGGCUACAGAUGCACCGUGUUCCCCAAAAAGUUCUCUGCUCAGCAGCAUAAGGGAAGACCACAGUUUCACAAGUGCCAACUUAAAUAGUGUCAAAGUAAAUGACGUGAAAGAAACUGAGGCCAAACUUUCCCAAGAGGAAAAGACCUUGGUGACUUCUGCACCACCUUCAGAAGAAAAGAUUCAAUUUGUACUUUCAGACUGUGCUGUGGAAAAAGUGCAAAAUACAGAAGACGGGCAGGGAAACCAUGUCCUCUUGAAGGAAUGCUCACAAAGUAUUACCCGGACAAAGGAGAGUAUUCUGACUGAUAAAACCGAUGAUGCACAAUCUGUACCUAAUGAAGGCAAAACACUUUCAGAAACUCUGGAACCUACAUUAGAGAACACGAAGAGUGAGUUUGAUUUAGAAAACUCUUAUCAAACAGCAGAAAUCCAUAAUCAGAAUUCUCAUCUUUCAAUCAGUCAGACCACUUUGUUGCAUAAACCCGAUGAGGUACAUUUUACAUCUGAAAGUCAUGUCCCCUCAGUUCAAGAAGAGAUACAGAAAUUUAGCCAGUCCAUUAAGAUGGAAUUAGAGGAAAAUGCAGAGGAGAAAACAGAGCCUCAAGAAAUUCCUCAAAGAAUUACUAGAAACCGGGCUAACAUGUUAGCCAAUCAAAAUAAACAGGUACAGGCGGGCUAUUCACAUACAUCAGAAAAGGAGACCAUAGAAUCCUCAAUAUCACUAAGAGGGAGGAUACGACUAACUGAAGAGGAUGAUGUACAAGUUCAUCAUCCACGUAAAAGAAAAUUGCCUCGUGUGCCUCAGCCUGGUUUUGCCAAUCCCUCAAUUCAGCAAGCAAAGGAGAAAACUCAGCAGUCCCUAGCAGCAGUUGUAGAUUCCUUGAAAUUGGAUGAUAUUCAGCCAUAUCAGUCCGAGAGAGCAAAUCCUUAUUUUGAGUAUCUCCACAUUAGAAGGAAGGUAGAGGAGAGGCGCAAGAUGCUGUGUAGUGUCAUCCCACAGGCGCCACAGUAUUAUGAUGAGUAUGUGACAUUUAAUGGCUCAUAUCUACUAGAUGGGAACCCCUUCAGCAAGCUCUGCAUACCAACAAUUACACCGCCACCAUCCCUCUCAGAACCACUCAAAGAGCUUUUUCGCCAGCAGGAGGUUGUACGUAUGAAACUCCGAUUGCAGCACAGCAUUGAGAGGGAGAAGCUAAUUGUUUCUAAUGAACAAGAAGUUUUGCGUGUGCACUAUCGAGCAGCAAGGACGCUGGCCAAUCAGUCACUGCCAUUCAGUGCCUGCACGGUAUUGCUGGAUGCUGAGGUGUAUAAUGUUCCACAGGAGUCGCAGACUGAAGAUGGCAAAGCCUCUGUACGUGAUCGAUUUAAUGCCCGACAGUUCAUGUCCUGGUUACAUGAUGUAGAUGACAAGUUUGAUAAACUAAAGACAUGUUUACUCAUGAGGCAGCAACAUGAAGCCGCAGCGCUGAACGCUGUAGAGAGGCUAGAGUGGCAACUCAAGCUGCAAGAACUGGAUCCAGCCACCUACAAAUCCGUCAGCAUCUACGAGAUACAAGAAUUCUACGUCCCUCUUGUGGAGGUCAACGAUGAUUUUGAGCUGACUCCUAUAUGACGCUGUCAAUCUCUGCAGCUACUUCCAUAGACUGCAUUGCAAUAGGUUCAGCUGCAGACAGUUGACUUAACAAUUAUUGUAGGGCAUGGCCUCUAUGACAAAUACAUGCACUGUCUCUUUAAGGAAGAGGGAAAGGUCAAGGAAACAAGAGCACGCUCGGUCCUCAGGAACAGCUAGACUUAGGAACUUUUGUUUUACACAUUAAAAAGGAGAACUAAACUAUUACUAAUGUAGCUUCACGGUCAGUGAUUUUAGGGCAGCACCCCACACAGCUCAAAGAGGAUAGAAGGCCGCACCUCUAGAUGACCUUUGCAUAAAGAUUUGCCCAUUUUACUUUAAGCUAACGUUGGUACCUGUAUUUUGCACAUGCAUUACAGUUCCACUGAAGAGCUCGGUCCUCCUAGUGCCAUAAGGGUUGAACUAUAAAAGUGCAAUGCAAGAACGCUCCUUUACAUUGAAAGUAAAGGUCAAUGUUCCAUUUUAAACCCAGGAGAUAAUGAAGUGUAAUGCAAUGAAAGCUCUGAAUUUAUCACAUUUUAGAAAGUUUAUGUGUGAAAUUCAAACAAAUGUAAUAUUGUCUUAUUUUAAAUAACUUAUUUUAUAUAUAAAUAUAUAUAUAUGUGCAUUUGUAUAUAGUAUUGUAAUUAAGGAUCAAAACUUGUACAAAGAUAGAUAUUUUAUGUGUAAACUUAUGUCUGCAGUUUUAAUGGACCAAAGUUGUUGUCUUUUGGUUUUGUUGUGUAAUGUGUUGUACUUGUCAUUGUUUCAGUAAGGCAUGUCCGUAGCCUUGUAAAGGUUUAUGGAUAAAAGGUAAUGCAUGCGUCACUCAGUCCACCAGUUCUAUUACAAUAGAUACAAUACUAUUUAACACUUAAACAGAAAGCAAACUCCAUGUUAGCCUGCUGCUGAUAUCCUUUAUCUUAAGCAGAGUAUUUUUGUGUUUAAAUCUUAAAAAAGCAACAACAAAAAAAUCCUUGUUAGACGUCUGACUCAAAUGAGCCUAUUUUUUAAGAAAAAAGACUUUGAACGAAAAAUUGUAAAUGGUCUAUUUUAAUAUUUACAUAAAGUUUGUAUAUAUCUAUGUAAAUAUAUUGUUUAAUAAAUUUUAUUGGUCAUGUUCAGAAA